Messenger RNA from Thunnus maccoyii (southern bluefin tuna), 432 nucleotides. RefSeq names its product Wilms tumor protein 1-interacting protein-like. The coding region runs from base 163 to 432 and encodes 89 amino acids. Gene Ontology annotation, biological process: positive regulation of miRNA-mediated gene silencing; cytoskeleton organization; regulation of DNA-templated transcription. The transcript has 6 exons. The record is from RefSeq and is a predicted model, not a curated record. NCBI's taxonomy places the organism in Eukaryota, Metazoa, Chordata, Actinopteri, Scombriformes, Scombridae. Gene Ontology annotation, cellular component: transcription regulator complex; adherens junction; P-body. Gene Ontology annotation, molecular function: transcription corepressor activity.
UUUCACGACACUUGUUUCACCUGCAGCGUCUGCAGUAAAAAGCUUAGUCGGCAGCCAUUUUUUACAGUGUCAGGAAAGAUCUACUGUGAAGAUGACUUUUUGUACUCAGGAGUUCAUCCAUCCCCAGAAGUGUGCAUCAGCUGUGGGUAUCUAAUCAAGGACAUGGUCCUGCAGGCUCAUGGGAAGUCUUACCACCCGUCCUGUUUUCGCUGUGUCAUCUGCAGACAGAGCCUGGAGGGUCUGCCCUUCACUGUAGACACAGACAGCCGGAUUUACUGUGUCAGCGACUAUCACAAGGUCCAGGCCCCCCGCUGUGCUGCCUGCAGGAUGCCGAUACUGCCAACUGAGGGCUGUACAGAGUCUAUUCGAGUGGUAUCAUUUAACAGAAAUUACCAUGCAGAGUGUUACGGAAGUGACGUUAACCUCAUCUGA